GCGGCGACGCAGACACACGGAGACACCCGAACAACACAUACACACCGGAGUGUUUUGUGUUCAGUGGUCCCUACUCGCCCUGACUCGUCGACUGAGUGUUGUGCUAGAAAUUUUGUGAAAAUCCGUAGGGUAACUCACGAUGGCGGCUCGAAGCAAGCGGCAGAAUCCGGACGAGAUGGCAACCCUCGAGUUCGAGACUAGCGACGGCGUUGAGGUCAUAAACUCGUUCGAUUCGAUGGGUCUUCGAGAGGAUCUUCUGCGUGGAAUCUACGCCUAUGGUUUCGAAAAACCAUCUGCGAUCCAGCAGAGGUCAAUCCAACCGAUCAUGAAGGGCCGCGACGUGAUCGCACAGUCACAAUCCGGAACCGGAAAAACCGCCACAUUCUCAAUUGGUGUUCUCCAGAAAAUCGAGACCCAAACACGUGAAACACAAGUUCUAAUCCUCUCGCCCACCAGGGAGUUGGCCCUGCAAAUUCAGAAAGUCAUUCUGGCUUUGGGCGAUUACAUGAGCGUGCAGUGCCACGCUUGCAUCGGUGGAACGAAUCUCGCUGAAGAUAUUCGCAAAUUAGAUUACGGACAGCAUAUCGUCAGCGGAACACCUGGUCGGGUGUUCGAUAUGAUCAAGAGAAGAAAUCUCCGGACCCGCGGUAUUAAAAUGCUCGUACUCGACGAAGCCGACGAGAUGUUGAACAAGGGCUUCAAGGAACAAAUCUACGACGUUUAUCGAUAUCUUCCACCGGGGACUCAGGUCGUCCUUAUCUCUGCAACACUCCCGCACGAGAUCCUUGAAAUCACCAACAAAUUCAUGACCGAUCCUGUCCGCAUCUUGGUGAAACGUGACGAGCUGACAUUGGAAGGAAUCAAACAAUUCUUCGUUGCGGUCGAGCGCGAAGAAUGGAAAUUCGACACUUUGUGCGAUCUCUACGAUACUCUGACUAUCACCCAAGCCGUCAUAUUCUGCAACACGAAAAGGAAGGUCGACUGGCUCUCACAGAAAAUGCUUGAAGCCAAUUUCACCGUGAGUUCCAUGCACGGAGACAUGCCGCAGAAAGAAAGAGACUCGAUCAUGAAGGAAUUCCGCUCUGGAGCGACCCGCGUCUUGAUCACCACCGACAUUUGGGCGCGAGGUAUCGACGUUCAACAAGUUUCUCUGGUUAUCAACUACGACCUGCCGAACAAUCGUGAACUGUACAUUCACCGCAUCGGUCGUUCCGGCCGUUUUGGGAGGAAAGGUGUCGCCAUCAAUUUCGUCAAGAAUGAUGACAUAAGGAUCCUCCGCGAUAUUGAACAGUACUACGCGACACAAAUCGACGAAAUGCCCAUGAACGUGGCUGACUUGAUCUAGAACAGGCUUCGCGUUACGAUAUCUAAACACAUAAAUACGAAUGUAUAUCU
Molecule: messenger RNA, 1395 nt
Organism: Galendromus occidentalis (western predatory mite)
Lineage: Eukaryota; Metazoa; Arthropoda; Arachnida; Mesostigmata; Phytoseiidae
Product: eukaryotic initiation factor 4A-III
Exons: 3
Coding region: 140-1345 (401 amino acids)
Molecular function (GO): ATP binding; nucleic acid binding; RNA helicase activity
Source: RefSeq, a predicted model, not a curated record